AUGGAAAGGCAAAAUCGUUCUAACAAACAAAUUAAAAGGAUGAAAUCGAGAAAGUCACAUUCGUGGUGGUGGGAGAGUCAUAUCAGUCCCAAGAGUUCUAAAUGGUUUUCCAAAAAUCUUCAAGAGAUGGACCGUAACGUGAGGCAAAUGUUGAAGCUGAUUGAAGAGGAUGGAGAUUCAUUUGCACAAAAAGCUGAAAUGUAUUAUCAGAAGAGGCCAGAAUUGAUUUCUCUUGUUGAAGAGUUCUACCGUGGUUAUAGAUCUUUGGCUGAACGUUAUGAACAUGUUACAGGUGAAUUGUCGAAGAACAUGCCUUCUGAUAUUCAAUCACAAGCUUCAUGUGUUUCAGAUAAUGGUUCUGAUCCACCUUCAACUUGGCCAUCUCCUUCUCCAAGAAAAUUGGGUCGUCGCAUAUCUAGCAACCGUGCUGCAGGGUUUGAUUUCUUUCUUGGUUCUGGUGGAAAUGGUUAUGAUGCAAACCAAAAAGAUUAUGGAGAUGGGUCUUCUACUUUGACAGAUUCUGAUGAUGAAUUUGAUGAUGCUUCAUCUAUGAAUAGUUAUUCAGGUUUCUUUGGAAAUGGAACAGAUCAUGCCAUGAACAAAAGGAUAUUGGAAUUGGAAAUUGAGUUACGUGAGGUAAAAGAAAAGCUCUCCAUGCAUGAGGAGGAACGUGUGGAGGGUUCAUCUAAGGGGAUGAUAAGAAUUGAUAAUGCUGAAGAUGUUCGUGCCAAGAUUAAUGCAUAUGAAGAAAAGUUAAGGCUUUCAGAAGAGGAAAUCACUAAACUGAAGAUUGAGCUUGAAAAAUACAGGUCAAUGAAAUCAGGAAAUUUGGAGGGUGGUACUGAAUUAUCAUCAAGUGAAGAAGAUAUCAAGACACUUGGGGAGGAGCUAAGAAUCACAAAAGAAAAAUUUGAGUCUUCAGAGAAGCAAAUUGCUUCUUUGAAAUUUGAUGCCAGAAAAUCAUGUGAAAGCAUUCAGCAAUUGCAGGAUCAACUUAAAUUGGCUCAGAAGGACAUUGCUACUUGGAAAACAAAAUUCAAUUCUGAGAAAAGAGAGAGUACUAAACUCCAAGAAAGACUUGGGAGGUUGAAAACUAGUCUAGCAGAUAGAGAUCAUAAGAUAAGGGAUUUAAAAGCUGCUAUUGAUGCAGAACUAAAAAUCUUCUUGGAGAAAGUGCAGUUGAAGUCUGAAGUAUCUAGAUUGUUGGGGGAACAGACACGUUUGGAGGAGAAGAUAAAAGAAUUGGAAUGCCAUGGCCAAUCUUUGGAAGAGGAUAUUAGAAAGAUUCACUUUGAAAAUUUAGAGAUGGAGGGUGAAAUUGAGCUCUUAAAGGUAGAUAUUAAGGACAGAAAGAACAACUUAAAAGAUCUCAAUGUAAGCCUUGAUGCUUUAAAGUUAGAAAGAGAUAAUCUCAAUGCAAGAGUUAAGCAACUAGAGGAAGAGAUUGAUAAGCAAAGGAUUGAGAUCUUAGAAGGAGCUGAAGAGAAACGUGAGGCUAUAAGGCAGCUAUGCUUCUCACUUGAGCACUACAGAAAUGGUUAUAAUAAGCUUCGGCAAGCUUUCAUAGGGCACAAGCGGAUUCCAGUUUUGGUGUCCUAA
Molecule: messenger RNA, 1599 nt
Organism: Gastrolobium bilobum
Lineage: Eukaryota; Viridiplantae; Streptophyta; Magnoliopsida; Fabales; Fabaceae
Product: protein NETWORKED 4A-like
Exons: 3
Coding region: 1-1599 (532 amino acids)
Cellular component (GO): vacuolar membrane
Molecular function (GO): actin binding
Source: RefSeq, a predicted model, not a curated record